GAUCAAAGCAAAAAGGAGGAGACAGAAAAGGAAAGGCGAGGAUGGGAGACAGCAUCACUGCAGCGAAAGCGAGCUCUCUGCCUGUCUUGGCAACGACUGUUUACUCCACUCCUCUUUCGCUGGGAGCCGGCUAUCUCUCUCCCCUCCUCCUGCGUGAGUCAUGGAAGUGAUUUAGUGUAGGUGAGCGUGGACGGGAGCAGCAGGAGAAAGCCACGGUCCUGCUCGUGUGUCUGCGUCGUGGGCAGACUGGCACACGCUGUGACCAAAGGAUCCAUGCCAGCCCAGAGAGAGCAGGAAAAAACCCUCUUCCACAAACAACACUUAGUCUGUUCACGUCAGCAGGCAGCAGUGAAAGCUGUGAUCAUGAGGCUACUGUGGAAGUCUGUGGACAAGAUGAGAUGUUUAAGGAAACGAGCCGUGCUCCCUGUCCUCACCUUCCUACUCACCUCUCUGCUCUUUUUCAACCUUUACAUGGACGAUGGUUAUGUGCUGGAAGGUGAAAAAAGACAGCUGGGAGAGACGCUGAUUCACCCUUCAAGCUCUGACAGAUAUGUGCACACAUUUAAAGAUUUGUCCAAUUUCUCUGGGAGUAUCAAUGUGACAUAUCGCUACCUUGCUGGGAUUCCCUUGUCAAGAAAAAAGUACCUCACCAUUGGCUUGGCAUCUGUCAAGAGAAAAAAGGGAAGCUACCUUCUGGAGACGAUCAAAUCCAUCUUUGACCAGUCCAGCUAUGAGGAGCUGAAGGAGAUUGUGGUUGUGGUCCACCUGGCAGACUUUGACCUGGUCUGGUGUGAGAACGUGGUCCAGGAAAUCACCAGGAAGUUUGCUCACCACAUCAUAGCCGGACGCCUGCUGGUCAUCCAGGCCCCAGAGGAGUUCUAUCCCUCUCUGGACGGCUUGAAGAGGAACUACAACGACCCAGAAGACAGAGUCCGUUUCCGCUCCAAGCAGAACGUGGACUACGCUUUCCUCCUCAACUUCUGCACAAACCUGUCGCACUUCUACAUGAUGCUGGAGGAUGACGUGCGCUGCUCCAGAAACUUCCUGACGGCGCUGAAGAAGGUGAUCACCUCCAGGGAAGGUUCCUACUGGGUGAUGAUGGAGUUCUCAAAGCUGGGCUACAUCGGAAAGCUGUACCACUCCAAAGACCUGCCCCGCCUGGCUCAUUUCCUCCUCAUGUUCUACCAGGAAAUGCCUUGUGACUGGCUCCUCAUCCACUUCAGGGGUCUGCUGGCUCAAAAGGACGUGAUCCGCUUCAAACCCUCACUGUUCCAGCACAUGGGCUACUACUCGUCCUAUAAAGGGGUGGAGAACAAACUGAAGGACGACGACUUCGAGGAAGACUCCAUAGACAUUCCAGACAACCCCCCCGCCAGUAUUUACACGAACAUCAACGUCUUUGAGAACUACGACGCCACCAAAGCCUACAGCAGUGUAGUUGAUGAGUAUUUCUGGGGGAAACCUCCAUGCACUGGAGACUUCUUUAUCAUAAUCUUCAACAAAUCCACAAAAAUUAGCAGAAUCAAAAUUGUGACGGGCACGGAGGAUCGGCUAAACGACAUCCUUCACCACGGAGCUCUGGAAGUGGGCCAGAAGUCUGUGGAGACCAAACAGGGAAGACAGUGUACAUCCUACAUCACGUUAGGAGAGUUUAAACUCGGCAACGUUGAGAUUCAUGACGUAGACCGCAAGAUUGGCUUUGACAUCGAGUGUGUCAGAAUAGUUGUCACGGCAAGUCAGAAAGAGUGGCUCAUCAUCAGAACUAUCAGCCUCUGGACCACACAGCCUGUUAGUCAGUUAAAGUAGGGACGUUACAGUCUUCCUUUUUUCGUUCCUGUAUGUUUUAACUUGAUAGAAAGACUUGUAUUUGGACUUUGACUGUACUGUAAAUUUAAAGCAAUCCAUAUUUUGUUGGGUUGCUAAAAGAUCUGGAUAUUUUCAUUGUGAUGUAUCAAAAACAGGACUGCUGUGUACAUAGAGCAUUUCUAAUACAAUGUUCAUUUUCUGAGGAUCUAUUUAUAAAAAAAAAACAUAUUCACACA
This is a messenger RNA of Fundulus heteroclitus (mummichog), 2042 nucleotides long. RefSeq names its product alpha-1,3-mannosyl-glycoprotein 4-beta-N-acetylglucosaminyltransferase C-like. Bases 274 to 1806 code for a protein of 510 amino acids. Gene Ontology annotation, biological process: protein N-linked glycosylation. The transcript is spliced from 5 exons. Lineage: Eukaryota; Metazoa; Chordata; Actinopteri; Cyprinodontiformes; Fundulidae. The record is from RefSeq and is a predicted model, not a curated record. Gene Ontology annotation, molecular function: acetylglucosaminyltransferase activity.